GGCGGGGCUGGCUCGGUGCCACGCGCAAUUCCAAAAACACAAAAAAAAAAAACGAGAAAAGUAAAAAUGAAUUAGAAAUUGUGCGCGCUCCGUUGUUACAUAAACGAGGCAUUAUUUUCCGCCCGCAAACCAGCGCUCAACUCACAUGAAGUUGCCCAAAAAUCGUUUCGCGUCCUGCGAGAGUGAAAUUAUCCUGGCCAAGUUGCCGUUGCCGUUGUGCCACCGAGUUCGCUGUGGUCGUGCUGAUGGUGCUCACGUAUAUUAUCCAAUCGAAUAAUCAAAUCAAAACUCAUUACAAUAAAAGCGAAAAGGCGGGCGCGAGAAAGAAAUUAGUGCAAUUCAAUUAAGGCAAUAAGGCCAAUUAAGUUAUUAAAUCGAAUUAACGACAAACCAAAAUAAAAAGGUGCAAAAUGUUUGGCUGCAUUUAUCAGCUUUGGGACUGGUUGGAGGCGCCGCCCCUCUUCACCGCCGGCACCAUGGACGCCAAGAAGCUGCAGCAGCUGCAGGAGGCAGCGAUCCUGGCGCAGCAGCAGAAGAAGCUGCCGCUGGCCUACCAGACGAAUCUCGUGGACUACCGAACGGCGGCCUACAGCCAGGCGUUGUACCAGCAAUCCCCCACGGCCACCAGUUCCAGCGGAGGAGGACCCCUCUCCCCGAUCGAGAUGCAGCCGCAGUCCAAGCACCACAACCUGAUGAAGCACGGUGGCCAUGGAGGAGGCACGUCCAGUAGUUCCCACAGCUCCCCCUACCAUCAGUCCUACUCGAGCAGUGGAGGAACUGCAGCGGGGGAGCAGCUCUAUCAGUCGCCCACGGAGCGAACCUAUCUGGCGGCGGCGGGAAGAUUGCAGGCCAGCAAUGCCAUGGCCGGACAUCAUCCCAUCUCUGCCCUCCAGUCGCAGUACCAGCAACUGCAGGCCGCCAAGAUGCAGGCCCAAAUGGCCACCCAAAGUGAGGCCGCCCAGCAGCAACAGCGGACAUUCGCCAUGCGACAGGCCAUGAACCCGCCCACGAAUCACUACCACAUGAGUCAGUCGCCCAGCAUGGCCUCCAAUAUGACCACUCUCACCCAGCAGCAGCAGCAGCAACAGCAGCAGCAGCAGAGGGCUCCUCCCUCCUCGCUUAACUUGCAAAAUCAAUACCAACCUGCUCAGGGUCCUCUCAAGUUGCAACAACAGCAGCAGCAGCAGCAGCAACAGCAGCAGCAACAGCAACAGCAGCAGCCUGCUAUGCCCAAGCACUACCAGGAGCAAUUGUACGCCCAGCAGCAACAGUUGCAGCAGCAAUUGCAGCAGCAGCAGCAGUUACAACAGCAGCAGCAACAGUUGCAACAACAGCAACAUCGUCACAAAAACGACCUGCAAACCCCGGGUAGUGAACACGGCACAGUCUAUAUCCAACAGAAUCAUCCAGGUCAUGUGGUCAACCAGGCCUGCCAGACCCAGAUAUCGGCGGUCAAGCCCAAGGCCACGCCCAGUUCGGAGGAGUCCUCUUCCAACUCGGCCAAGAGUCCCACCCAUGCCCCAUUGGAUCGGAAGAAGAGUGCCGGUUCCAUACAGGCCCUGAAGUCACCGAUUACCAAGAGACCACCCUCCACACCGGUUACCCUGUCAGGAUGGCUACACAAACAGGGUUCCGAUGGUCUAAAGGUGUGGCGGAAACGUUGGUUCGUCCUGGCCGAGUACUGCCUGUACUACUACAAGGGACCCGAGGAGGAGAAGCUGCUGGGAUCGGUCCUAUUACCUUCAUAUCGCGUAUCCGCCUGUUUGCCCGAGGACAAGAUAUACAGGAAAUUCGCCUUCAAGUGUGAGCAUCAGAAUAUGAGAACCUACUGGCUGGCUGCUGAUAAUUCCGAGGCCAUGAUGCAGUGGGUCAGGGCCUUGGCGGCGGCAAGUUUGAUGCAGGCACCCAGCAGCGGGGAAUCGGAGCCAAGUGUGAACUCCUCGCUGAAUCACAGUGGGGAGAACUCAGACUCCGGCAUUCAUACACUGCAAUCGCAUCCGGGAAAGGGUAACCAGCAGCCCACACCCUCGUCGGAGAAUACGGGCAGCAGUGGAGGAGGAAGUGGAACUGGACAACCCCUCUAUGCAAAUGCACCACCCAAACCGAGGCGGAUUAAUGAUGGAGGAUACUCCUCACCUUCACCGGAGCACAACGAACAGCAGCAACAUCAUCCGCAGCAGCAGCAACAUCCUAGUCGCCGCCUCAUGUCGCCCACGCAGCAAAUCUACCAGCAGCAGCAACACCAACGAUCUCAACAGCAACAGCAACAGCAGCAGCAACCGCAACAACAUCAUGCCAUCUAUGACACUCGAACAGGUCAUGUGUCCACCGCCUUGCAGUUGCAACAGGCGCAGCAGCAAUACUCAUUGGAUCAUCUGGAGGCGCAGUUCCAGCAGCAACAGCUGGACAUGGAGGAGCAGAUUGCUAGGUUGCAGCAACAGAGGGCUGCGGAGGAGAUCUACGGCGAAAGGGAAAUGUACAUGGCCAAGUUGAUGCAGCAGAGGCAGGGUCCAAAUGGAGCCUAUCCCACCCAGCAGCAGUUGUUGCAGGCGGAGCGGAGGACUCCCGAUGCCUAUGGACGCUCCAAGCAGCAGCGACUCUUUGCCGCCGCCGCCGCUGCAGCGGAUUACGAGGACAUCUACAACAUGUCGCAGCUGGCGGGAGCCGGAGGCGCAGGAGGCGUGGCUAUGUCCGCCCAGGAGGCACUUCUUCAGGAGGCCGCCAGCUACCGCCGACCCCUCAGUCCGCCCAGCUACGAUGGAAGUAAGCACGUGCCAGCGAUGCCGCAGCGGUACACGCCCAAUCAUAUGGAGGCCAGUGCCGCUGAUCAACUAAUCAAUACCAUGGACUUGCGUGCCCGCUCGGCGGCGGCCAUAGUGCGUCCCCAUUCCGCUGACUUCCUGGAGUACGAGGCGCGUGCCGAGGCAGCUGCAGCCGCUGCCGCCGCGGCGGUGGCCCAGAGUCAGCAGGAGAGUGGCCGGGCUCCCAGGCCCAAGUCCAGUUUGGACAUCAAUCGCACUCCGGAUAGCUUCUACUACUCGGAGGCCAGCUAUGCGGAGAAGAUGCGGAAGAGUGCCCUGUACCUCCAGAGUGGUGGAGCUGGGCAGGCUCAGCCCCAGCAGGCGGGCAGCUAUCGCACCGCAGCUGGUGACUUCAAUUCCGGAGUGAACACCAUUGGCUAUGAGAAUCCCUACGAGAGGGCCUACAAGCGACAGGAGCUCCUGGCCGAAGCACAGGCUCAGGGAGGAGCAGCCAGCAGCAUGCCGCGGAUGAGUCGAUCCGCCAGCCAAGGACGGUCGGUGGCCUCCCAGCUGCAAUCUCCCCAGCAGCAGGAGGAUCUGCCUCCGCUGAAUGUGCAUCCGGGUUCCAUCUUUCCACCCUCGAUGUCCACGCAGGAGAUCAUCAGCAAGAACGAGCAGUUCCUGCGCUCCGCCAGUGCCCGGCUGCCCAAGAGAGCUGGUGGCAUGGAUGAUGAUUAUUCGGCUGGGAACUCAACGACCACUUCGCCCACCGGCGGAGCAGGUGCCUCCAACUCGCCGCAGCAUCAGGAUGGUGAAAGGAAGCGGGAGGAGUCCAUGAAGCGUCUGCUGGAGUGGAAACAACGCAUGCUGCAGUCACCCUUGACCCGCAAGGGCAUCCAGCAGGGCGGCAGCAACAUGUCCGCCAUGUCCAAGCUGGGCAGUAAUCCCAACAUCCUGCUGGCCUCCACGGCGGUGGCCAGUGGAGCACGCUAUGGCCCCCAGGCGGGCAAAACGGGUCUGGUGGUGGGCAAUGCGAAUGGCAGUGCCCAGGUGGCCGGGAAUCAACUGCAGCCACCUUCAACCUCCGGAAUCCAGCGAUCCCGAUCCGAGAGCCAGGCCAACAUAGGACCCGGCGGAGUGGUGUACAACAGCUACUCCUCGGACGAUGAGGCUGGGACUGUGGAUGAUAGCAUGUAUAGUGCGACGGCAGGAAGGUCAUCGAUAAAGACAGAAACCGAAACAGAAACAGAAACAAUAUUAUCAACAACAACAACAGCAACAACAGCGGCGUUAGCAAUAACAAGUGUUAGCAGUAGCAGAAAUCUAGAGAGUCCCAAAACAACAGAAACAUCAUCAUCAUCAACUGCAUCACUCAAAACACCUGGCAAUGCAAAAUUCCAACUAAAGCCCAUUUUGAAAGUGCAUGAGGCUGGUAAAACCCGCAUUAUUCAGGUGCAACCCAAACAGCUGGAAGAGAGGCCAAAACUCAGAUUGCAAUUGCCCAAGGAGGAGAAGGAGAAGCAGGAGGAUGUGGAUGGUGAUGGGGAUACGGAGGAUGCAGAGCCUGUGCCCAUUCUGCCAAAGAAAACAGCCCCCAAGUCGCCGCAGAAUGCCAAUUAUGUGCCUGUGUACAACAAUAAGCUGGUCAGCAACUACGAGAACAUGGACUUUGCCAAGGCCCCAAUCCCCGAGAGCAAAGCCCCCGACAGCCAGGCAGCGAUUACGGAUCCCGAAGAGACGCCCAUGCUGAUGCAACUCAAGUUGUUCAAGGAGCAGCAGGAGCAGAGGCAAGAGCAACAACUGGAAACGGAGGAGGACCUGACACCCACGGCGGAAAGUAAAUCCAUGCCGGGGGAGGCGAUGGCAGAGGAUUCAUAUGAGGAAAGUAGGGAUGGACAGGAGGAAUCGGAGGAACAGAGGUUAGAGGACGAAGAAGAUGAGAGCACGGCCUGCGAGGAGUACACAGAUGAUGAUAUAGACGAGGCCCUGGCCCAGGAUGAUGAGGAUGAAGCUGUCUUCGAGGAGGCCGAUUCCCAGGAACUCAGGGAGGAGCGGGAAAUGCAGCAGAUAUACGUGAACGAACCCAUUACACCCACCGACCAGCAGUUCGACGAGAGUCACUAUCUGCCCAUGACGCCCAAGAAGGUGGAACUGGGUCAGCCAGGGGUCUUGACCCUCGUCUGCACCCAUGAGUCCUACGCAGAGGAAGAGGAGAAUCACUAUGUAGAGAUGACCAAGGGCAUCCAGGACGAGGAUUGUAGGAGCAACUAUGAGAUCAUGUGCCUGGCCAGCACCAGUUCGAGUGCCUUUAAAGAGACUAAUAAAACGGAGCCUGUCUAUAUGGAACUGGCAGGGGUUAAGGCUCCUCCAGCUCCUCCCAGCAACGAGGAAGCCCACUGCUCUUCGGGUCGUUCCACCCUGAAAAAGGGUAAGAAAUCCGGGUCCGAGACCCUGAAGAAGAAGACCAAGAAGAGGCAGGGCAAGGACAUGCCGGACAUCCUGAAGCCGACCAAAAGCGCUCUGGCCAGCGAUAGUUCGGAUGCGGAUGACGAAAGCAGUCGGCAGCAGCUGGAGGCCAAGAAACUGCGCUCCAGAUCUCGAUUCAGUUUGUCGGAUACCUUCAGACCAGCCUCUUACUAUCUGGGUGCCUCAACCCCUAUGAACAACUACGCCGAGAGUUCGGAUAGUGAGAUAUUACCACCACCGCCCAUACCAGAUUCACCACCACCCAUGGAGGAACUGAAAACGGAGGAGAUCUUCUCUUCGGAACACUAUGAUACGGUGAAGCGAAAGGAUAGUAACACUAAGGUCAACUUGUCAUAUGAACAACUUCCCAAGAUGCAUGCCAGCAAUACCUCCCUGAACUUACCAAAAGCUGUGCCCAGUCCUACCCUGAAAAGUAGUCGUCUUUCCCUACCUGAUCACUUUACCAAAGUGCGGAUGACUCCACAGAGAUUGCUUGUGCCCCAGCAGCAACAUCACGCCAGAACCUUAUCGGAUUCCAAUUAUAGUGGUCAAUUAACAGAUAAUAGUAGUUCCCGCACUUCUUCGGAUCUGGAUCUAUAUCGCAGGAGGGGUACUAGUAAUAAUUCCCUGCCUCUGAGCAGUGAAAACGAAUCUGUGGAGUUCCGACAGAGAUCGGAUUCUGAGCUAGAUCGUCAGCGUUCGAGGAGACCCUUGUCCCAGGAAUCCAUCAGCGAGAUUGAAUCCCUCAGCGAGCAGUUCGAAGAGACCCUGAGUAGUCAUGAGCUGGACACCUACUUGAGUCACUUGCACUUGUCUACUGGCCAAACCACGCCCACCAGUCACCUGCUAAAUGAUGCCAACGCCGCCGCAGGAGCUGAUAUACUAACCAAUCUUAUAAAGCCUCCUAAGACUUUCCGAAAUACCGAGGAUGAGGAACAGCAUUUCUAUGGCAACAUACACUUUCUCUCCUCCACCGACUCCAUUCAGCAAUUGGGCGGCGAGGGUGGAGCUACUGCAGCUGCUCUAAGGAUAAUCCAUAGUCGGAACAACAGCAAUAUAUCCACCCAAUCCGCUCCUUACUACUACUCGGAGUUGCCGGCACCUCCACCUUUGAAUAAUCAACGGGAUAUCCAUGCCCAUGGCCUCAAUAUAGCCCAUAUACACAAUCCCAUCGAUCGGCAUCCUCAGCAGUUCAAUGUGGACGCACUGGUGGACAAGGAUCAGGCCAUCGAUAGCAAGAACAUCUACUCCGGUCAGAAGGACAACCAUGAGAAGCUGAGCAACAAGAUCCUCAAGCUGAACAAAUCCAAGGAGCUGCCGGCGGAGAUGGAGAUGAGCAGCAGUGGAGGAUUAGGAGGAGGAGGUAGUGGAGGUGGUGCACUAAACCAAGGUCCAGUGGUCCAUUCAUAUCAUAUCACAAGUACUAAAAACACAAAUCUCGCUCGUAAGACGAUUGGUGGUAGCCAUAACCCGUCGGAAGAUGGCAAUCCUAACGAAGCUGGUGCUGGUGAAGAUUCGGAGGAGGAGUUGCAGGCGGAGGAGGUGUCCAUCCACAAGAGCCCAUCGAAUAAUGUCCAUCCCAACCUCUCAGUUCUAGGUGGCGAGCUGCUCUGGGAGGAGGAUGCCCUGUGGCGGGAGAGCCUGCGGCGGGUUUCCCAGCGGCAUGCCAGAUCCCUGGAUGAUCUGGACAGGAUUACGGCACCAGUUGCUCCCCUUUCGAGUACGCCCAAGGCCAAGUUGAGUCGCGAGGUGACCUAUGUGAAUGACAGCCAGAAGCCCCGCCAGCAUCCCCUAUCCAACGAGCAUGAUGUGUAUGUACAGCUCCUGGACAACUCCAUCUCCUCCGCUUCGCUGUUGGGCCAGGACCAAACGGAUUCCGAUGUCUACGAGGUGCUGCGCGAGGAGACGGCCUCGAAUUUGUCGCAUAAAUCGAACGAGUUGGAUCGCGAGACCAUCCGGCAGUGGGAUGCCAUGUCCAGUGGGCUAAUGAAGAGCCACCACAGCGGUGCGGAGACCACAGGAGGAGGAGGAGGAGGAGCCAGUGCAUCUCCCCAACUGCCCCUCACCAGCAGUGUGCGCUCCAUCGUCCAGCAGUUGAACAACACUUCCAUGGACGAUACCAAUGGAAAUCCUCUGGUGACAGCCUCGAUUUCCGUGCGCAAUGUGAACAAUCUGCCCGUGGGAAAUCUGACUGUGAAACCGGAUCCCUCGGAUGUCCAGCAGGAGUCCGCCUUUGCUCCAUACUAUGGCGGAGCGGCGGAGACCAAGUACGCCAAGAAUACGGUGCUCACGGAUCGCGGACUCUACGCCGGAAACGGAACUCCUAGUGGGCUGGCCACGUCCACGCCCCAAAAUCACCCGCAGUUCCGGAUGCGGCGCACCGGAAGCAGGGCGGAAAUCGAUAUGCUGGAGCGGGAGACAAGCAGCCAGAUCAGGAAUCGCCUGCGCAGUGCCGAGGGUUUGACCAGAGCAGAAAGCAUCCAGCGAUUGGACUACUUGAAGCAGCACCUUUUGGACCUGGAGCGGCAUUACGAGAAGAGCAAGCCACUAGUCAACUUGGUGGACAACAUGGUCAAGCUGGGAUCACUAUAUCGCAAUGAUGCUAAUGGUAGGGUUCAGCCCGCCACUUUGGAUCGCCUGGAGUUCAAUCAAAGGAUGCAGGAGCGUCAAAUGCUGCAGGAAGAACAGCAGCAGUGGGAGCGUCUCAGUCCCAAUCAGGCGGAGUUGCAGGCCAAGGUGCGUGAGCUCUACCAACUGGAUCAGCUGCUGCAGGAGGAAUCUGGAACUCUGCAGAGUCUCCAGCGCGACAAGGAGGACCUCGAGCGGGCCUUGGGAGGAUUGAGGGCCCGCAUCCACGACAGCAAUGCCACGCCCAUGGCCCUGGAGGCGGCCAAGAAGCAGCAGCACAUCCUGGAGCGCGAGUUGUCGCGGGUCCAUCAACUGCUGGCCGAGAACUCAAAGAAACUGGAGCAGACAGUGGCGGGAAAUGCUCGCCUGGAGCAGGAGCUCCUCCUCCUCCGCCAGAAGGUGCAGGCCACCCGGGGAGGAGCAGCCACCAAUGGCAUGGGCGGCGAUGGUCCGCACAUAAAUGGGGAUGCCUCCGUUUUGGCCUCGGAGCUGGAGCGGGUUCAAUCCCUGGUGGGCGAUAUGCAGAGACAGCGCCACGAACUCAGCUCGGCGGUUCGCCAGCUGACGGAGAACUCGACCAGGUUGUACCGGGAGAUUGGCAACAAGGAGAUGAACGGCGGUGGAUCCACCAAUGGCAGCCUGAAGAAGCGCAGCAACUCCACCAGUUGGACGGAAACCGAUCUGGAUGCCAAUAUGCUGCGAUGUGGAAGUCGCCAGCAGCUGAAUGACUCCACUCUCAACCUAUCCACGCCCCUUUAUGUGGACACCAAUAGCUCCACCAAGUUGAGUGACUACAACCGAUACAAUGGAGGCGGAAGCAGCGAUGCCCUGGAGAUGAGCGGAGUGGACAGUGAUGGCUUCCUGGACAGCAAUCCCUUUGCCAUUGGCCUGGAAAAGCCGGAAAUCAAGACGGUGAGGAUUGUGAAGCGGGAAUCGGAGCGGCGGAAUCGCGAUCGCAGCGAAAGGGGUCUGAGCAGCUCCAUCCAGAAUCUGGAUCAGGUCCUGGAGGAGGAGCAGUAUGCCCAGCAGCAGAGGGAGCAGCAGCUGUACGCCCAGAACUUGGAGGAGCAGAUGAGCAAUGGCCACCAGAGUCGCUCCAAGUCGCUGCCGCGCAACUACAGUGAGCCCCCCAAGCAGAGGCACAGUCGUCACCUGAAUGGCAAACAGCAGAAUGGUCAUCACUAUAACAAUGGCUUCGACUAUGAUCGGAACAGCAACUAUGAGCACCAGCCACCGCCACCACCGGCACCCCAGAGCAAUGGACACCACCAUCAUCCGCCGAGGGAGCACCGGGAGCAGAGGGAGCACCUGAAUCCCCUGGCCAAUGCCUACUUCGCCAAGCAGCUCCAGCAGCAAGUGAAUCCCUCCAGGGACAGUGCCCGAGUGGCUCUGCGCACCAAGACGGACUCCCUGCAGAGCCUGAACAAGAGCCUCACGGACAUCAGUCCGGAGCCGGUGUUCCAGAGCGUGGCUGCCCGCCAGAUCAUCAACGAAAUGUCCGCCGGAUCGGCGUCGGAGGACACCGAGAAGGUGGUGGAGAAGGUGCCACCGCAUCACAAGCAUCGCAGGGCAGUCCCGAGGGAAAAGAGGCGACACUACACUGCGCCAAAUAAUGUGAAUCAGAAGGCCAUGGAGAAGGUGCAGGCCGAGAACGAUAUGAAUCGAAAUAACACCAACUGGCGAGCUCGCGAUGAUCUGGACAUGGAGGUGGCCCUAAGACCUCGAAUGAAUGCCCCCGACGUGGUUCGUUCUGCUCUGGGACAGGGAGAAAAGAUUUCGGAGAAUACCAUAGACAACUUGCUACUGGCGCCCAACAAAAUAGUCAUACCCGAGCGUUACAUACCAGAAACAACGCCCGAACUGUCGCCGGAGGAGAAGAAGCGUCGUCAGGAGAAGGUCGAGUCCAUCAAGAAAAUGCUAUCCGAGGCGCCUAUUAGCAGCAAUGAAAACGAAACUCUGCCGCCUAGCAAAAUCAAUGCCGAGAAGAAGCAGCGUGAACACCUGCUGCAACUUAAUCAAAUCCUGGCCCAGCAGGUGAUGCAGGUCAGCAAGAUCGUGGCCGGAAAUCCCACUAGUCACAACUAAUCCGCAAGUAGCCUGUCGAGUUGUUUCUGUUCACUUUUUGUGUUCACCCUUGCAUUGCAUUUAAUUUUUGUUCACGUUGUGUUUUGCCAAUCGAUAACUGAGAGGGUUCGCAUCACGAUUCGCGAUAAAUGAGUUUGUUGUUCGAAGUUCGAAGCAUACCAGACAUACGUACAUAUACGCAUACCUAGUAUACAUUACACCCCAAGUAUACAGUAACUACAAACAAGAACACACGCGAAUUUGAGAUUUACAGCAUGCUAAACUCACAUAAAAAACAUAAAACUCACUCCAAAAAAAACACAACAAUUCACAACAAGAAAUACUAAAAACCAUAUAUAUAUAUAAACGACAACAAGAAUAAACAGCAACGUAAUAGCAACAAGAACAAGUACAACAACAACAAGCACAAGAACAACAACAACAGAUAUACGAUUACGUAAGUCCAGGUUUGUACACAUUUCGAUUAUACCGAUAUUCAUAAAUAAACAAUAAACGAGUAUAUUGUAGCUUCCAGGCCUUGCAUUUUACAUAUAAUCACGACCAAAACUCUGCUUAGCCUAGAAAUGAAAUAUUGGCUAAAUCAAUUAACCUGCACGCCAUAAAUAUAAUACUAGACUUAAGGCUAUACAGGAAAUAUGCACCCCCAACACUAACCCACUAAACCACACACAAGCCAAACUUACCAAACACUCAAAAUUCAGAAAAAAAAUUAGUCAAACACCAAAAUAAGCACAGAAUUUAAUGUUUUCACCAAAGUGCAAUUGUAUUGGAAAAUAAGGAAGGAUAGGAAUCAAAUUAAUGAUGCAAGGAUAGAAAUAUUAAAUAUUAUAAAAACCUUAUGGACAUAUGGAAAUAAAUAUUAUCCUUUAAAUCUAAACAUG
Messenger RNA from Drosophila suzukii, 10801 nucleotides. The record is from RefSeq and is a predicted model, not a curated record. Lineage: Eukaryota; Metazoa; Arthropoda; Insecta; Diptera; Drosophilidae.